This is a messenger RNA of Hippoglossus stenolepis (Pacific halibut), 4149 nucleotides long. RefSeq names its product glucose-fructose oxidoreductase domain containing 1 (gene gfod1). The record is from RefSeq and is a predicted model, not a curated record. Gene Ontology annotation, molecular function: nucleotide binding. The coding region runs from base 523 to 1710 and encodes 395 amino acids. Lineage: Eukaryota; Metazoa; Chordata; Actinopteri; Pleuronectiformes; Pleuronectidae. The transcript has 3 exons.
GGUUGACAGUGGCUCAGCCGGUCUCAGUAUCGGGCUUCAGCAGAACUUCACCCCGGCCGCAGCAGCUGAUCCUCCGGGGAGCGGGCAGUACGACCCGGCGGAGCUAGUGUCCUCCCGCCGCCACAUGAAGCUCGCCUCCGGUUGUGUGGUUCUGUCUGGACGGAAGCUCCGGGUGCAGGAGGGAUAAAGUGACCGUGGAGGAGGUGACACGCGCAGUCCCUUGCCUGGCGCAGUCGGUGCGCUGACCGCUGUCAGAGGACCAGAAUGCCGCAUUUACGUUCCUGACUCCAACGCUUCAGCGGCUCCACAUCUGUUUCUGGGUGAGAUUCAGCGCAGGGGGAACAACGGCGGUAAAUGCCCGCUCGUCGAGCCGGAGCGUCGGGAGAAUGCAGCAGAGCGGCUGCCUGGCUGCAGGUGGAUGGUCCCAGCUGCUGCUGCUGCUGCCGCUGCAGGUCCGGCUCCAGCUCUGAGCUCCGGCUGAAACCCACCGCACCGGCAGAACCACGCGAGUAAAGCCGAGCCAUGCUGCCCGGGGUCGGCGUGUUCGGCACCAGCCUGACCGCCAGAGUGAUCAUCCCGCUGCUGAAGAACGAGGGCUUCGCCGUCAAGGCGCUGUGGGGCCGGACGCAGGAGGAGGCGGAGGAGCUGGCCAAGGAGAUGAACGUGCCCUUCUACACCAACCGGAUCGACGACGUGCUGCUGCACCAGGACGUGGACCUGGUGUGCAUCAACCUGCCGCCGCCGCUGACCAGACAGAUCGCGGUGAAAACACUGGGUAUUGGAAAGAACGUCAUCUGCGACAGGACCGCCACGCCUCUGGAUGCCUUCAGAAUGAUGUCAGCUGCCCAGUACUACCCCAAGUUAUUGAGCAUCAUGGGAAAUGUUCUGCGUUUCUUGCCAGCCUUCGUUCGGAUGAAGGAACUCUUGGAAGAAGGGUACAUUGGGGAGCUUCUGGUCUGUGAGGCCCAGGUCCACAGUGGUAGUCUCCUGGGGAAGAAAUACAACUGGAGCUGCGAUGAUCUGAUGGGAGGUGGUGGCCUGCACUCGGUGGGCAGCUACAUCAUCGACCUGCUUACAUUUCUGACUGGCCAGCGGGCGGCCAAAGUCCACGGCUUCCUAAAGACCUUCGUCAAACAGACGGACCACAUCCAGGGCAUCCGUCAGAUCACCAGUGAUGACUUCUGCACAUUCCAGAUGGUGCUGGAGGGAGGCGCCUGUUGUACAGUCACGCUCAACUUCAACGUGCCUGGAGAGUUUCGUCAGGAGGUAAUCGUCGUGGGUACAGUCGGGCGGUUAACGGUCACAGGGGCCGACCUGUACGGACAGAAGAACAGCGUGGGCGAAGGGAGCGGUGGUGGCCCUGAGCUGCUGCUCAAAGACACCACACCUCUUGAGAAGGCUUCUUUGCCGGAGAAGGCCUUCAGUGACAUUCCCUCACCGUAUCUCACCGGGAUGAUCCGCAUGAUCCAGGCCGUGCGGCAGGCCUUUCAGGACCAGGAUGACCGGCGGACGUGGGACGGGAGGCCUCUGACAAUGGCUGCCACCUUUGAGGACUGCCUGUAUGCUCUUUGUGUGGUGGACACCAUCAAGAAAUCCAACCAGUGUGGAGAGUGGCAGAACAUUGUGGUGAUGACGGAAGAACCAGAGGUCAGCCCGGCAUAUUUAAUCAGCGAAGCAAUGCGGCGGAGUAGGAUGUCCCUCUACUGUUAGCAUCUAGCUGAUGUGCUAAUGUAGUAAAGAUGGCUGACCGCCUGUGUUAUACUGUGUUAUCUUAAAAACUGGAGGUGGUGCUAGAAGGGCCUUGAUAUUGUUGGAACCUUUUUCAUACAGCUCCCGGAGUAUUUUUUUUUUUUUUUAAGACUAUCAUGUCUGUAUUGUUGCUGUUACAGACCCAGAGGUUACACCACUAUUACGCAGAGAGUUAUGGCUUCCUGUCACCUUGCCUCUGCAGGAAAAGCAAUGUGAUUAGUAAUUAAACCUUUAUUUAUGAGGAAGUCUUUCCUGUUCCUUUUGACGGACGACUUGUGCCCUUUAAGAGGGGGAUGCACCUGUAAAUCAAACUGAUCCAUGCAACAGAAAGACGAGAUACAGUCCAACAGCGGAGGCAGAUGUCGGAGUGGAACUAAAGCUUCUGUGUUCUGCUUGACCGUGAGGGUAUUGCACCUCUCGUCUCUGCUCCUCCUCUAUGUGUAUGUGUCUGGAAGUCAACACCUUUCACUGUGGGUCCGAUUGAGGACAGCCGUUGAAGAACGACAUUCCUCUCUGUUGAAACUUUACUGCUUUAUUGUUGCUAUAAAUCUGAAGAACUUGCUAGUUUUACCAAGUGAAUGUUUAAAAAAACAAAACAACAACUGUGUGCUUGAUAGCUUCGGCCUCUGUCUGCCCUGUGUGCUUCCACAGUAUGUGUGAAACAAGAGAGGAAAAAAAUCAAUGGUUUGGCUGGUGGGAUGUCAGAGGGGUUGACCUUCUGGUUCACGUAUGCAAUAUAUUCAGGCUGAAGCUGGCAGCAGACAUACUUUUAUCUUCCGGCCUGGAGUCAGGGGUUAGGAUGCACUAAACGCUUUAUGCAGUUACAGUAGCCUGUGCAUCAGUUUGCGAGUCCUUUAUGGGUGGCCAAAGGUUUAUACCAUGCUUUCCCUUUCGUCUUAAAGCAUAGCCAUCAAAUACACUAACAUCUGUGAGACCUGUUAGAUCAUAAUAGUCUGUACUGAGCCUUAAGUGUGGAUAAUGAUAAAAUCUUGCACUGAGUUGCGAGUUAAUACUUAGCUACGUGGGUGGUUUUAUCUGCAUAUUGCAAUACAGUGGGUCACGGCUGCUGGAAGCUAAUGUCAUUAUAUGACAUGCUUAUAAAGCCUCUUCAACAUGCACAGUGACACGCAGACUUGUCAGUGCGCAGUGGAAACUGUGUCCGCAGGGUUAGAUCGAGGAGAGUUUAAAUGUUAACACAAUGUCAGAAGAUCCCAUGAAAAAUAAAGUUAAUCAGUUUCUCAGUACUGUCUGACUUCACUAUUUAAGCCCAUUGGUUUAGAGAUGAUCUGUAGAGCUGCACUAAUCAGUAUUCUUUAAAUAACAAUGGGUCAAAUGACUUAUGUUAUGUGAAAGGUGUUGCUAGAGAAACCAACCGGAGGUUAUCACUUGACUAUGCAGUUACCCUCAGCUUAAAGUAGCAUUUUAACAUCAUUUCACUAAUUUCAUUAUUAUCUUUAACUUAAGAGCCUCAUUUCCAGUAUUUAGUUGUCUAAUACACACACUGGCAGUUUAAGGUCGGUUUACAGUUCAAAAACCCCACUGACACCCAAACACAUCUGGCUUUUGUCUGCAGAAGGAAUGCAAUCAGCGUUGAGGCAUAGGUCACAUGACUCUGCAGUAGACACUGGUCUUUAUCAGCUCUGUGUGAAAGUGAUGGAAACGUAACACCCAGGUGAACGUGAUCAUUUGUCACGACGGUUUUCGGUGCAUGACGUUGCACAUGAAAAAUAAAACAGAAAGGCAAACUCCUUAAUUGGAUUCAAUUGCCUUUUUGUAGCGGGUUUACCCACAUUUAAAAUAAAAAAAAACACGUAUUCUCGCUAAUUAUGGUGUUAAAGAGGUAUCACAUAGGAUUGACUCAAAUAUUGUAGCUCUAUGGCAAAGAUGAAAAAGAUCAGGUUUUGCCUACAUCAAGAGUAUAGGAUCAAUUUAUUGUUGUUUUUUUGUCUUUUCAUGGGAUCUUUUGACAAUAAGGACCAACACCACAUUUAUCCUUCUACCCCUCAGAGGCAAAGCAAAGUUUAGAACAAAACACGUGUAUUAUAGCAGGUAUCAGGAUAUCGUGUAAAAUGAAUAGUGGGAUCAUUCAUCAGUUGCCGAAAAUCCAACAUCUCAUUGUGUUAACGGUCAGAAAGUAUUUGUAAAUUUCAUUUGGCUUGAGGUUUGGUCUCACUCCAUACAGGCGAACGAACAACACUGACCUACAAAAGCCAAAAGAUUGAUUUUUUUUUUUUUUAUGCAUCUCUGUCCCUAUGUGCGGCUUCAAGCUCUUAAGCUGUGCUGAAAUACUAUCUAUGUAACGACUACUGAAAAUGAACAUGUGAAAAUAUUAUGAAACGAUAUGUGUUUGUCUUAAGAAAUAAAACAAGUACUGUAUGUAUUUUAUUUUGUAAAAACCAA